Molecule: messenger RNA, 624 nt
Organism: Oreochromis niloticus (Nile tilapia)
Lineage: Eukaryota; Metazoa; Chordata; Actinopteri; Cichliformes; Cichlidae
Product: interferon-induced protein 44-like
Exons: 3
Coding region: 1-468 (155 amino acids)
Biological process (GO): immune response
Source: RefSeq, a predicted model, not a curated record
AUGACUGCUUAUGAUUUUUGCAACAUAUUGCAGUUCAACCCUGCGUCUCCAUUGUCCACGUCUGAUUCUGGCUACAACCCUUCACCUUCUCCAGAGGACAGAGUUCAUGUUGUGGUUUGUCUCUACUCUGGUAACACGACAGAAAUUAACAGCUCAGUGUUACAGAAGAUGAAAGCCAUCAGAGAGACAGCCAGCGACUUGGGUAUUCCCCAGUUAGCUGUUCUUACCAAAUUUGAUGAGGCCUGUCCUGAAACUGAAAAGGACCUGAAGAAUACGUACAAAAGCAAGCUCAUGAAGAGAAAGAUGGGAGAUCUGAGCUCAAAACUGGGGAUCCCGCUUAACUUCAUCCUUCCUGUGAAGAACUACAGUGAAGAAACACAACUGAAUGACGACAUCGACACUUUGAUCCUGAGCGCACUGAGAAUGAUGAUUGACCUGGGAGAAGACUUCAUUGACUCUAAAUUAUAAACUGCCUCAUUCCUGACAGUUUCAGACAUACACAGUGAUCUAAUACACUCGAUGAAUAAUACAUAAUCCCAGUACAAUAAGAGUCACUUUUUCCACACAGGUUGAUGUUAAUUACCAGAUAAAAUAAAAAUAAGAGAAGAUAAGAUAAGAUAAGAU